AUGACCUUGUCUGCCGCAGACUAUCACUGGGAUUCCCUUAUGCGACUAAUGCCAGGUGUUCUACACCAGCGGUUCAGAGAUGCUGGCACUCGAGAUGCGCGGAUUCGCGUCGCACGCGAUGCUGAUCGAUUUGAAUACCAGGCCCGAGGCAGCGCUCACAAUUAUGGACUUUACUGGUGCGACGGUACUCCUUCGGACGAAAUCGAGAAUCUCUCUACUAAGCAGCGCGAACACUUUGCAAAGUUCUGGGGCAUACAUAUCAAGGCAAUCAUGUUCCGUAAAUUCCCAGAGCAGGUCAUUUACAACAAACUCUCACUUAUGUCUCGCUCAUUGGAUGAGAUGGAGAACAAAGCGUCUUUCCUUAACGUUAUCAUCAACCUGGUUCAAAAUCAUUGCCACUUCCCACAGUAUUGCAUGAAAGUUAUUAACAAGGAGACUGGGGAGACUGUGUACAGGUUCAACAUGCCUCGCGAUCCCGCCUCUACGCCUUUCCUAGAGGUGCCAAAGGGCCGGACAUUCUGGAAGUUUAUGCCAGAAUCUAAUAAUGGCAUGCUUAACCCUUACAAUCGCUUAGUAACACUGAGCUGGUUAGCAAACACUGACAUACAGCCAUUUACCGGCGCACGAGCUGUUAUUGAGUGCGUCGGCAAGUAUGCUGCUAAAGUUAAAAAGGCAUCAGUUUCUUAUCAAGAGCUUGUGUCUAAAAUACUGCCGUUUGUUAAUAAAAACAGCCCAUUUCAGUCGUUUGUAUCAAAAGUCAUGAACAAACUCGUUGGGGAGCGCGACUGGUCAUCCCAGCAGGUGAUUACCGGUAAUGUUAACCUUCGUCCUCCAGAGCAGCAUGCUCAGGUUUUCUUUAUGGCAGAUGAUGGAAAUGAGACAGUUCCAGGAACGGGAGCGCAGGCUAAGAAAGGUCAGUCUUUGGUUCCAAAGUACCAAUCCCGUUCAGAGGACCUAGAGAGCAUUCGAUAUAUCGACUUCUGCCGGCAGUACACGCAUGACAACAAUCACCGGUUGCGUCCAAAGGCAAAGGAGCGAGUGCUGAAUAUUUGCCCGCGCUACAACAAGGAGACUGAUGCCGAGGAUUUUGCUCGUGCCAAGUUAAUGCUUCAUUAUCCAUGGCGUGAGGUCAAGGACCUCCUGUACGACGAUAUUGAUGAAGAAGUAAAGAAUGCUUUUGCCAAGGUGUACAGCAACUGUUUCUUAUUCCACAACCAUCAGAAGGAUGGGCUUGAUGACGACGAGGAAACGUUUAAUUUUGACGAUGCCUCGCAAGAUCCAGAGAACGCUCACAUGGAGGCACAGGAUAUUGAGGCAUCUUUCGCAGAACUGGCGGCGCAUCUGCCUGAUGCUUCUGGAACAAAUGUUGAUGAGCCCAAUCAGUUAGGCCGACGUGAUAUAGACGACGUUGAUUGGAACCCUAGAAUCGCCUACGAGGAUAUUGUCAACAAUCCUGAUUUCUGGAAGGACGCGAAGCAACUUCAUAAUGACGAUUAUGAACUUGACGUGGAUGGCAAUUACGAGUCAUGCGAAGACAAGCAGAAGCAGGCAUAUGAUAUUGUUGUCAAUCACUUUACAAAGGAUUUGGAUAACAACGCUGAUCCAUCCUGUACAACUCCAUGA
Messenger RNA from Plenodomus lingam JN3, 1623 nucleotides. NCBI's taxonomy places the organism in Eukaryota, Fungi, Ascomycota, Dothideomycetes, Pleosporales, Leptosphaeriaceae. The record is from RefSeq and is a predicted model, not a curated record.